AGUGGUUCGACUCAACUUUGUUCGCUGACAUCAGCCAAGCUUUGUCAGGUGUUCGCCACAGCGGGAACCCCUUGUACCACCAUUCCGCCACUCAUGGUGCACGCGGACGAGGCAGGGAAGAUGUACAGCCCCUGUUUGGAUGGCAAUGUCGAUGCACAGGGGGCCGUUACGCCUGACCAUUCCAGCAAAAUGAUUUUGCAUCAGGCGAAGACAGAGAACACUUUGACGAAAGAAGGUGUGGUGAAACCAGCCGCUUGUGGCGCAGAGGCCAUUGCAGAGGACGUGGAUUUGGCCGUUCUUUCCCUGCUGAAGCGGCUACUUGAUGCGCCUCUCAGCGAAGCUUCGCAGGAGUCGGCCCCCUCUUCGGUGCGCACGGACACGGACGAGACAGGUGUUCUGGCCUGCCAGAUGGCGGAGAGCAGUUCGGAGAGUUCGGAGUGCUUUGCGUCCGGAACCACUGCCACCAACGGGCGAAUGGAGGAGAAGAGCCAGCAGCGGUCUGGAGCAGCGGUCGACCCGUCCGCCUCGCAGCGGCAGGCGCAAGGCGCAGCCCCCCCCAUACAGUGGCCCAUCGAGGACCUCCGUCCUCUUCCAGAGUGGCAGGUGCAACAACUCAAUCAGGGCCCCGGACAGCAGGCGCAGCAGCAGCAACAGACGCAGGCUCCGCAGGCUCCGCGAUUUCCGACCUUGGCCCAGGGCGAACAGUACUGCCGUUGCCACCAAGACGGCCGUCUCUGCGAAAGUAAAAGACCAUGGGUCCUGUGCCAUCACUAUGCAGUGCUUGCCCAAGUCUUUUCGGAGUGACAUGAAGGUGAGUCGAGAACUUCGGUUCAUGUGAGGAUUCUUUCCAGUGACCAAGCAUGAGCGUCACUGAUAGGUAGCGCAUGACAUUUUACCACUAGUCCUUGCACCUUAAAGCUCGUGAUGCAGGAUGGAACCUGCAAUCGUGGCAGAGGCUGCGGCUUCUGCCACGAGGCGUCACAUGCCCAGCUUGUGGAGGAGUGUCCGGAGAGUUCUUUCAUGUUCAAUGCUUUCCCCGGGCCUUCGGACGUUUCGGCACCACUCCGGAGCGUUUCGUCCAAGGCCUCGCCGCCACGGGCGUGGACGGGCUGCAAGCCGGCGAGGAGCCAACGGCCUUCAUGCAGAGUUGGAGGUGCGGAUCAAAAUCACAUCGAGUCGUAGAAUUGAGUGGCAACAGUUUGACGGUUUGCCAAGCUGGUUUUGCAAGCUGGCCAUGGAAGUUAAUGUCCUUUUAAGCUUUUUGAGCGCAUCCAACAUGGGUUGCCGGUUGAGCGCAUUCGGAGCAGCUUCCUUCUCACCGGAAGAGAAAGACCUUGGUCCUUUACGGCUUUUCAUGACCUUCCAACCGAGUUCUCAAAGGCGAAUCUGGGCCAUCGCGUUGCGAAAACACUUGCUGAGAAGCUAGCUGAUGAGUCGAGAGGCUCUCCGGACGCUCGUGACAUCUCGAGGAAGUUUCACGAGACUGAGCUGUUGAGAACAGAACUUGAUCUCCGGCAAUGUCAACUAGUUUGCUUUGUGGCAUUUUGGUUUGCCUGAGUCAGGCCAGACCAAAAGAAUGCAAGAGUUUUGCGCAACAGUUGAUGUUUUGC
Messenger RNA from Durusdinium trenchii, 1610 nucleotides. The record is from the annotation of a GenBank genome assembly. NCBI's taxonomy places the organism in Eukaryota, Dinophyceae, Suessiales, Symbiodiniaceae.